AUGUUAGCAACAUUUCAUUUAACUUCUUCACCCAGUCAUGAAAGGGUUUUUAAUCAUCCUCGAUCUGUGUUUAAGUUGAUUACUAACCUUGAUGAUGCCUUCAACCUGUUUGAUGAAAUGACACAGAGACAACCUCUGCCCCCAGUAAUUCACUUCAAUCAGUUGUUGCAAGGUGUUACCAAAAUGAAACACUAUUCUUGUUCCAUAGACUUUUUUAAACAAAUGAAUGCCCUUCGUGUUCCUAUCGAUAUGUACACUAUUAGCAUUGCUAUCAAGUGUUGCUGCCAAAUGUACCAUACCAAUGAAGGAUUUGCAGUCCUUGGCUAUGGGUUUAAACGUGCUGUUUUACCUAAUGUUUACACAUUUAAUACACUCUUAAAUGGACUCGUCCUAGAAGAUAGAGUCCCCAAGGCGGAAAUAUUAUUCAAGAAGCUAAUCAAAGAGGAACUUUGUGAACCUAAUAAAAUUAUGUAUAACACUAUGAUUAAAGGGCUUUCUAAAUUUGGCAAUAAUGAUAAAGCCAUUGCUUUGCUCAAACGAAUGGAUCAAAAGGGUUGUAACCUGAUGUGUUCACAUAUAGCACCAUCAUUGAUAGUCUUUGCAAGGACAAAAGGGUAG
Lactuca saligna is the source of this 618-nucleotide messenger RNA. The record is from the annotation of a GenBank genome assembly. NCBI's taxonomy places the organism in Eukaryota, Viridiplantae, Streptophyta, Magnoliopsida, Asterales, Asteraceae.